This is a messenger RNA of Vanessa atalanta (red admiral), 755 nucleotides long. RefSeq lists its product as uncharacterized. Bases 69 to 680 code for a protein of 203 amino acids. The record is from RefSeq and is a predicted model, not a curated record. Lineage: Eukaryota; Metazoa; Arthropoda; Insecta; Lepidoptera; Nymphalidae. Gene Ontology annotation, molecular function: structural constituent of egg chorion. Gene Ontology annotation, cellular component: egg chorion. The transcript has 2 exons. Gene Ontology annotation, biological process: chorion-containing eggshell formation; multicellular organism development.
CAGACCACAACAGGCCCGAUAUAAAAGAUGACGAGUAAAAGUUUUAUCAUUCUCGUAACUGCUUAUUCAUGAUCACAAUGUUUCUACUUGGAUGUUUAACUUCACUUAUUUUCAUUCAGAUCGCUUUCGCUCAAAGUAUUUCAUACAUGCCAAGGAAUGGCAUCGCAGCUUCUAAUAUUGUUUCUGCUGCUCAACCCCAAAACGUAAUCGCUAAUUCUCAUAACAUUGGAUUAGCGAGAUCUCCAAGCGGAGUGAUAACAAACAUCGGUGCUGGAAACGGAAUGGCGAGCGUUAUAGCAAAUUCCCAAUUUGCCAAUGCGAUAAAUGAAAAUGCAGCAAUCGCUGCCGCCAAUCAAGAAGUAGCCAACGCGAUCACCAACGCCAACUUAGCAAACGGUGUAGCGAAUGCCAAUCUAGCAGCUCUAGCGAGUGCUAAUUUAGCCGGCAUUAAUGGUAAUAUGGCAACUUUCAAUCUUGGCAAUGCUUUCACUAUUACAAGUGGAUCGCCUGGCAAUCCAGGCUUCGGAAUCCAAGUUUCGGGUGAUGCUUUAGAAGUCGGCGGUACUGUGGCCGUUAAUGGCCAAAUACCAAUCUACGGGACUGUGGCUGUUAACGGUAACUUACCUACAGAGGGUUCCGCAGCAGUUAACUACAACUGUGGAAGGCAGACUAUUGAUUGAUCUAUUUAAUUUAAUUGUAAAAUUUAAAUAAUAACUAUUUAUAUUAGAUUAAGAUAAAUUAAAGAGUAAUAAAUA